Messenger RNA from Corapipo altera (White-ruffed manakin), 6481 nucleotides. RefSeq names its product GATA zinc finger domain containing 2B (gene GATAD2B). The transcript has 11 exons. Lineage: Eukaryota; Metazoa; Chordata; Aves; Passeriformes; Pipridae. Gene Ontology annotation, cellular component: NuRD complex. Gene Ontology annotation, molecular function: sequence-specific DNA binding. Gene Ontology annotation, biological process: negative regulation of transcription by RNA polymerase II. Bases 2942 to 4720 code for a protein of 592 amino acids. The record is from RefSeq and is a predicted model, not a curated record.
CUGGGAGUUCUGGUGUCUUGGAAUCUGAAGGGUGGAAAAUCCAGGAUCUGGGAGAUCUGGAAUCCAGGGGAUCCAGGGCCUGGGAUGUCGGGAGUCAGAAAUCCAGGCUCUGGAGAUCCAGGAUGUGGGAGAUCCAAGGUCUGGGCCCAGAGUGUUGGAGCAGUGCCAGGUGUUCCCCCUGUUGGGAUCCGGGAAUGGGAAGAGCAGAGCCCCUGGAGCCAUUUGCUCCAGAGGAAUUCCUGUUCUACCACAUCCCGGCCAGCCUUCCAUGCAUCUUCCCAAAUCCUUUCCCUUAUUCCCUCAUUCUCUUCACCUCAUGCAUCUGCAGGACCGGGAGCAGCUGCUCCCCCCGGAUCCCAGGAUGGCUCCAUCCCACUCUGAGGCCGUUUCUAAGGGCUUUUCAGGGAUUUUCCCUUUGUUUGUGUCGCUUUAAAUCCCGGAGCUCCUGGAGAAGAACCUCUGGGAUCCACCCUCAGACUCCCUCACCUGCCUCAGAAUUCCUGUCCAGGUGUUUCUCCAGGUUUCUGGACCCCACCUGGAGCUGUGGGAUCCAGAGCAGUUUUCGUUCCGUCCUGGAGUUUUCCUCCCUUCCGUUCCCGUUGGAUUCCUGCGGAUCUGGCUCUGGCUGCGGAGCCGUUAAAUCCUAAUUACCUUUUUAGGUUGUUAUCCUUUUCCUGCCGUUCCUUGGGAAUGCUUGCCCUGGGAAUCAGCCAUUUUGUGCUCCGUGUCGGAACGCGCUUCCAGGUGCUGGGAUGUGCCGAUCCCGCAUGGAAUCGGGAGCAGCUCCCGGGCAGCUCGUGGCUCCGCAUUCCAACCGGACGGCUCCGGAUGAGGAACCAACUCUGCAGAUUUCCCACGGGAUCAGAGCAGUUUUCUGUGGGAUUUGGGGGGUUUUGGGGCAGCAGGAAUGUGCCCAGGGGAGUUGGAUGAGUUGGAUCCCAUCCCUGAUCCUGGGAAAAUGGGGCUUUAAGUGGCUUUCUAUCCCAUAAAUAUCAGGAUUUUUUAACAUCCAAAUGGGGCCAUUGAGCAACUCCUUGAUCCAAAUCCCUGGAUUUGGAGGGACUGGGGCGAUGAUUCAACCUCUUGGAACAUUUUGGAUCCAGCCUGGAUGUGCCAGGAUGGGAAUCAGGUCCCACCCAACAUCCCAGAUAACGUGGAAUGUUGGGUUUGGAUGUUGAUUCCUGACCUGCCAGGUCUCUCCUGGGAUUGAUUCAGGAAUUCCAGCCCCAAAUAGUUGGGAACUGGAGGGUAUAUCCAUGUUGCCUCCUGGGCUUAUUCCCACUGAGAAUUCCGGGCAGGAGCAGGGACCAGGACUUGGGUGGUGAAUGAGAGACUCCCGGGAUGUGCUGGGAUGGUGUUCCUGGUGCUCAGGAAGGAAUCCUUGGAGCUGAAUUCCCAAUGCUCCACCCUCCCAGUGUCCCUUCUUCCUCAUGCUGGAUCAGAGAUCCAGGAGAAGGAGCUGGAAUGUCGUUGGGCAGUGAGGAUCCCUGUGCUUGGGAAGAGCCGGAAUUUCCCUUCCAAGGGAAUAUCCAAGGGCUUGGGAUGCUCCAGGAAGCUGCUGCAGGUGUCUCUUCCUGAGAAUACUGGAAUUUUGGGCUGGUUUAUUUGUGAUUUCCCACUCUUGCUCCCUUGGAGCAGGAUCUUGGGAUCCACCUUGGCUCUUCCAGGGCUACUGGAAUUCCCAGUGCUGCUGGAGCAGAGUCAGGAAAACAGGGAGACCUGGAGUCACUGGGACCACAUGGAUCCUUUGUGGUGGAUCAGGGGUCAUCCUAGGUGGAUCAGGGAUCAUUCCUGGUGGGUCAGAGAUCAUCCCAGGGGUGGAUCAGGGAUUACAGCCCGUCCACUGGCUCCGGAGGGUUCGAGGCCAGGAAUAGGGGCUGGAAGACCAACGUGGAGAUUGACUCAAUGGAAAAACCUCCAGGAAGGGACUGGAGCCUUGUGGGGCUUCCCUGGAAAAACUCCAUCUGGAAUUAACUCCUGGUGCUGCCAACUUUCGGUUCUGGAUCCCAUUGGAUAAACCCCAGGAUAUUCUCCAUCCUGGUCGCAUCUCUCCCUGGAUAUUCUCCCUUUUCCACUGGAAUAUCCCUGGUUUUGGCCCAGCUCCUCCUGGCCUUUCCAAUCCUCCCGUUGGCAUUUUUUUGGUUGGAUGUUUUCCCUAUGGGAGCCGAAUCUAAUAUCCAUGGAAAACGGGGAGCUGCUUUGUUUGUCUGGGAAUGCCAAACUUGUCCUGCCAGGCGGGAGAAGCGCCCGGAGCGAAUGGAACGCGUCAGGGAGCGCGUGGAGCAGGAACCACGAUCCCCCAGAAAACUGGGAAUUGCCACUGGGAUGACGUUGUCCGGCAGACUGGGAUUCCUGGAAAGCAUUCCAAGGUCAGCCCUCACUGCUCAUCCCACCCUGGCAGCCUCUGGAAUCUCGGCUCUACUCCGACCCCAGGAUCCUGUUUCCAGGACAGUGUUCCUGGGACAAUCCCAGUUGGAGGCAUCCCAUGGAUUUGGCUCCUGUUUUCCCGGGGUUUUGCCACCAUUUGGGAAUUCUGUUCCAGGGAUGAUGGUUGUUUAAAGUGGAGUGUAGGGAGAGGCGGCUCCUGUUCCCUGGGAAGUGCUGAUUCCCGGGAGCGGGGCCGGAGGCAGCGGGGCCGGAUGAGCCGGUUUGGGAUGUGCCAGGACCAGAGUGGGGCCUGAACUUCCCACUGUCCCGGCUCCAGAGCCGCUGGGUCCCUGGGAUUGGAAUAACUCCUGCUCCUCGCUGCCGAGUAUUGGAUGGAAUCGAGGGCUCUCCUGUGGCUUUCCCACUGGAAAUUCCCAGUGGAUCCUCCCGUGCCCCCUCCAGCCGAGGGGCCUGGUUUGAUCUGGAAUCCAAAGCCUCACUGACUUUUUUUUGGAUCUGGCCAAGCCUGGAAAACCUCUGGAGCGGAUUAAACACCGUCGGGCCCCGUUCUUGGAUGGAGCGGAUGACGGAGGACGCACUGCGGCUGAACCUGCUCAAGCGGGGCCUGGAGACGGGGCCGGAGGAGCGCGAGGACGUCCUGGCCAAGCGGCUGAAGAUGGAGGGCCACGAGGCCAUGGAACGGCUCAAGAUGCUCGCCCUGCUCAAGAGGAAGGACCUGGCGGGGCUGGAGGUGCCCCACGAGCUCCCAGGAAAGCCCGACGGGAUCAAGGGCUACGAGGAGAAGCUCAACGGGAGCCUAAGGCCCCACGGGGACGGGAGGGGCUCGGCCCGGCCCGGCAAGGAGAACAUCAAUGACGAGCCCGUGGACAUGAGUGCCAGGAGGAGUGACCCGGAGCGGGGCCGCCUGACGCCAUCCCCAGACAUCAUCGUGCUGUCGGACAACGAGGCCUCCAGCCCCCGCUCCAGCUCCCGCAUGGAGGAGCGGCUCAAGGCCGCCAACCUGGAGAUGUUCAAGGGAAAGAGCCUGGAGGAGCGGCAGCAGCUGAUCAAGCAGCUCCGGGACGAGCUGCGACUGGAGGAGGCCCGACUGGUGCUCCUGAAGAAGCUGCGGCAGAGCCAACUCCAGAAGGAGAACGUGGUCCAGAAGACCCCUGUUGUCCAGAACGCCGCCUCCAUCGUGCAGCCAUCGCCGGCCCACGUGGGGCAGCAGGGCCUGUCCAAGAUCCCGGCCCGGCCUGGAGCCCAGGGUGUGGAGCCACAGAACUUAAGGACACUGCAGGGGCACUCGGUGAUCCGCUCGGCCGCCAGCUCGGCACUGCCCCACAUGUUGAUGUCCCAGCGUGUCAUCGCCCCCAACCCGGCGCAGCUCCAGGGGCAGCGGCUGCCGCAGAAACCCGGCCUGGUGCGGAGCAACACCCCCAGCAUGACCCCCACCAUCAACUACCAGCCGCAGUCCGGCUCGUCGGUGCCGUGCCAGCGCUCCUCGUCCUCUGCCAUCUACAUGAACCUCGCAUCCCACCUCCCAUCGGGCUCCGUGGCCCGCGUGUCGUCGCCGCUGCCAAGCCCCAGUGCUCUGUCCGAUGCCGCCAAUUCCCAGGCGGCCGCCAAGCUUGCGCUCCGGAAGCAGCUGGAAAAGACACUCCUGGAGAUCCCACCGCCCAAACCACCAGCGCCACUGCUGCACUUCCUGCCCAGCGCCGCCAACUCUGAGUUCAUCUACAUGGUGGGGCUGGAGGAGGUGGUGCAGAGCGUCAUCGACAGCCAGGGGAAGAGCUGCCCGGUGUCCCUGCGCGUGGAGCCCUUCGUGUGCGGGCAGUGCCGCACGGAUUUCACGCCACACUGGAAGCAGGAGAAGGGCGGGCGCAUCCUGUGCGAGCAGUGCCAGACCUCCAACCAGAAGAAGGCCCUGAAGGCUGAGCACACGAACCGCCUCAAGAACGCCUUCGUCAAGGCCCUGCAGCAGGAGCAGGAGAUCGAGCAGCGGCUCCAGCAGCAGGCGGCCCUGUCCCCCACGGCCGCUCCUGCCGUUCCCAGCGUUGGGAAACAGGACGGGAUCCUGCGGCACCACACGCUCCGGCAGGCCCCGCAGCCCCAGAGCAGCCUCCAGCGUGGAAUUCCCACCUCCGCCCGCUCCAUGCUCUCCAACUUCGCCCAGGCCCCGCAGCUCUCCGUGGCCGGGGGACUCCUCGGGAUGCCAGGGGUGAACAUCGCCUACCUGAACGCCGGGAUCGGCGGCCACAAAGCGUCGAGCCUGGCGGACCGGCAGCGGGAAUACCUGCUGGAUAUGAUCCCGCCCCGCUCCAUAUCCCAGGCCAUCAGCGGACAGAAAUAGCGCCCGCUGCCCCCACCCGCCUGCAGUGCCUGCACUGGGCCAACUGGGCCGGACUGGGCCAGACUGGGCCGGACUGGGGCCUCCGCUCCGGGAAAACGCGACGAGAAACCGGAAAAAAUCCCACCUGGGAAAACAGACAGACAGACAAACCGACCCCACCCCCACUUCAGACAGCGCCCGCUCCUUCUCCCAGCCCCAAUUCCCUUGGUUUUCCAGCAGGGAUCGCUCCCUGGGCGUGAGGCUGGGGCGGCUCCGGCCGCUGGCCGCUGGUUUUGUAUUGCCGACGCUUUUUCCUUGUGUUGUGGAUUGGUUUUUUGCCCUUUUUUCCUUAUCCCCCCUCCCAUUUUCCUUCGCUCCCUGGAUGGUUAAAGCUUUUUUACCCCUUUCCCAGAAGACUUUGGCAGGGCACCUUCCCAGAAUUCCAGGCCCCAUGGGGGGGAAUUUAAGGGCAGCCUGUGCUGAUUCCGGGGGGAGUUGGGGUCCCAAACCCCCUUUGGCUCCGAUCCCAGGGGUCCCAAACCCCCUUUGGCUCCAAUCCCGGGGGUCCCAAACCCCCUCAGCUCCAAUCCCAGGGUGUCACAGCACCCCCAGCUCCGAUUCCAGGGUGUCACAUCCCCCUUGACUCCAACCCUGGGAGCCAUAAAUUCCUUUGGCUCCCAUCCCAAGGAUCCCAUACCCCCUCAGCUCCAACCCCGGGGUGUCCCAACCCCCAGGGCUCCGCAGAAGGAUCCACGAGACGCCGAUCCUGACCCUUUUGGAUCCAAUCCCGGGGUGUUACAACCCCCUUGGCUCUGCAGGAUCCAGGAGACGCUGAUCCUGACCCCUCGGAUCCCAUCCCAGGGAUCACAAAGCCCCUGGGCUCCGCAGAAGGAUCCAGGAGACGCUGAUCCCGACCCCUCAGAUCCCAUCCCAGGGCACCACAACUCUGUUGGCUCCGCAGAAGGAUCCAGGAGAUGCUGAUCCCGACCCCUUGGCUCCGAUCCUGGGGAUCACAAAGCCCCUCGGCUCCAAUCCUGGCAUGUCCCAACCCCCUGGGCUCCAGAAGGAUCCAGGAGACACCGAUCCUGACCCCAUGGAUCCCAUCCCGACCCUUUGGAUCCCAUCCCGACCCUGGGGCUCCCUUAUCCGGAGCCUGCUGGGUGUCCUUGGACGUCCCUGGGACCAACGGAUGGAGCUGGACCCGCUCCCGGGGUUCCCUCCCUGUGACACAAAGGGACCCCUUGAGGUGCCACCCCGGGGUGUUCCUGUCCCUAUCACCCUCUGGGGCAGGUGGUGAAGCCAAGCUGGGUGGCCUCAGGCCUGGUGAGUCCCUCUGUCCCCAGUCCUAUCUCCAAUCCUGUCCCAAUCCCUGCAUGUUCUGGAGCCACUUGCCCAUGUCACCUGUGUCCCCUGGGAAUGGUGACAGGGUGGCACUGGGGUCUCUGAUGUCACCUGUGUCCCCUGGGAAUGGUGACAGGUGACACCAGCAUCCCCUGUGUCACCUGGGGGGGUGCAGGGGGUCCCUGAUUGGCACCAGGGUCUUUGGGGUCCCCUGUGUCACUGGUGUCCCCUGGGGGUGGCACUGGGGGGUCUCUGGUGUCCCCAGGAGGUGUCAGGGACACCCCAAACCAAGGAAUGAGCCGUGAGAAAACGCUCGAUUUGCACUUAAACCUUCACGGGCCCUUACCCACCUUCUUCAUCCUCCUCAUCCCCACCUUCCUCAUCCUCCCACUCACCUUCCUCAUCCUCCCCCUCACCUUCCUCAUCCUCCCCCUCACCUUC